AUGCUUUCUAACAGCGAGGACUACUUUGCUGAACUUCGCGCGUUCCCGCCUGACGCCCACGCGCUGCAUAACCAUGGGGCCCGCCUCAACUACAUACUGCAGAAGAGGCACAAAAUCCCUGCAGAGAUGGCGGAGUUGGCGCUUCAGCCGCAGAGCUCGGAGGAAUUUGAACGCUUCUACCGAAAGCAGGUGAUGCGCAUCGUGGACCACUUCAACGCGAUGACGCAGCGGCACAUAAAGGUGAAGGUGGACCAGCGCUUGCCGAGAGGAAUGCAGGUUAUACGUGGCGGAGCGGUUGCGGUUCCAAGGAAGGGUGGCAAGACAGAGAAGGCGGCAUCGGACUGGCACGCCGCCGGGGCUAAAGUCGCCGCUGUGGAUCAUCACAACGAGUUUAGUGUGAGGAAGGCCAACGCGAAGAUGCCUCAUUUGCAGUCAGAGGGGCAGCAAACACCGAAGGCGGUCUCUCCUGCCUUUGCAGCGGGGCUGCAGGGCUACACCGCCACAGACGGCAAGACGACGCUUUCAUCAGAUGACCGUUCCACCAUUCUGCAAUCGACGGCGAAAAAGACGUGUAGGGAGGUUCUCUUCGGCACCCCGCCAGAGUUCAAAGGGUUUAAUGUGCCGUUGGAGGCCUCCCCGGCGGAUUCCUUCUUGAGCAAAUCACCGCUGCUUUUCUGA
This is a messenger RNA of Trypanosoma conorhini, 678 nucleotides long. RefSeq names its product putative chromosomal passenger protein. The coding region runs from base 1 to 678 and encodes 225 amino acids. NCBI's taxonomy places the organism in Eukaryota, Euglenozoa, Kinetoplastea, Trypanosomatida, Trypanosomatidae. The transcript has a single exon. The record is from RefSeq and is a predicted model, not a curated record.